GAACUUGUACCUGCUGGCAAGUGGAGUCCAGCCGUCCACUCCCUGCCCUUGCCCAGGGUCUGGUGCUUGAAGGGCAGCAAUAAGAUGGUUCCCCACUGGCCCAGGGGGUGCUUGGGAAUGUCUGGAGACCUCUGGGAUGUCAGUUUUUUUGGGGGGGUGCCACUGUCUUCUAUCGAGAACACAGGGGUGCUGCUGACACCCUACGAUGCACAGGGCAGCCCCCACCUGGAAGGGUCGUCUGGCUCCAAACGUCCGCGGUGCCGGGGGCGGAAGCCCCGGCCUGGCAGAAGCCUGGUGUCCGGCUGCGGGGGUGGGGGGUGGGGGGUGCUCCGCCUCCUCCGCUCCCUCCCUCCAUUCCAGCCUCACUCAGCAAAUACUAACUAAUCACACGCCGGCGCAGGGGUGAGGUGGCUCUGCUACUGCCCGAGGUCACGAUCUGUCAGGUACGCACACAAGUCAGCAUCUCUGCCUACCAGUCAGUGGACUGCUUCCCCCGCACCCCGCCCAAGAUGCAGCAGAGUCUGGAGCCCCCACAGGCUCCUCUGGACCCGGAAAUCCGAGGGGAGCCAGCUGUGCUGGGGCUGCAACAGCUUGUUUGGACGACUUUGUCUCUGAGCUGAUAUUCUUUAAACACACACACGACUCUCUCUGGGGCCGCACCAACCCCUUCCCUGUGCUUGGCCUGCGACCGUCCACUCCCAGGCCGUGGGGGCCGGCCAGCCAGGCCCCACAGAGGCGUCUGGUCGGAAAGGCCGCGUGCGGUUCUGCGCUGACCACAGCCCACGUGCCCCACGCCCCGGGGUGUCACCCGCUUCCUCUUUCCUUGCGCCGACUCCUCUGUGCUGGUGGUGACCCUCGGUGACUGAGGAAAGACGUGUCUGUCCAGACAAGCCACAAAGAAACGAGAGCACGGGCCCUGGCCGGGUGGCUCCAUGGGUUAGAGGGUCACCCCUCGUCCCCUGCACGCCAAGGUUGCGGGUUCCAUCCCUGGUCAGGCAGGGCGCACGCAAGAGUCAACCAAUGAUGCGUCACUAAGCGCAACAACAAAUCCAUGUUUCUCUCUCGUUCUUUUCCUUCCUCUCUCUCUAAAAUCAUUUAAAAAACAAAGGAGGGGAUGGAAUCACACUGGAUGUUUAUGAAGUGACAUCUGGGAGGCAUGGGACAUGGUGUCCGUCACACGUGAUCUGGAAGAGAGCCAAGAAUGCAGAAAUGUUGGGGGGGGGAGUUUUGGAGCCAAACUCUGAGCUCUGGGUGAGGUGAGCCCUGUUGGUGCUCCUGGAGGUUUCCAGGGACGGCCGUGUGCUUUGUGAGUUUGGGCCGAGACCCGAUUUCUCGUGGGAUCUGGCCGAGAGGCUGCACUCCAAGUGACGAGAAGCCAGAUGGGAGUCACCUGGUGUGGACUCGGGGACGCCAUCCCUCUCCCAUCAAAAGCUGCUCUCAGCACAGGAUUGGAAGUGGCCCCAGAAUUGAAACGACCAGUCCCAUUGUCCCAGGAGCAUUUUGCAUGCGUGACGAGGGCCAGCACCUCAGGAGACACUCUGUGGGAAUUCUCAGAGCGCAGCCCUGGGUGUCCCCAGGCAGGAGGGGAGGGGACGGGCUUCCCCAGAGUGGGCGUGGCCUGAUGGUCUCCUUGGGGCCAGGGCUCCCAGGGGCGGAGGUGCCCGUGUUGGGCGGCCGCAGGCGGGGACAGGACCCAGCCCCACCAGAUACACUACGAGACUGGAAAACUCAUUAACUAUUUACCCGAGAACACCGGCUCGCCACUGCUCAGGGCGGAUCACGUGGCUCGGAAAGCCAGGAGGUCGCAUGCACGGCGUCUCUGACGGCCAGUGUAGGGACUUCUGUGCCACGGCGGCCGCAGGCAGACCUGUCAUGUGGGCUCUGGCAACCCUCCUGCUCCUGGCUCCCAGCAGUGGACAAGCCGCUGCUCUGGAGAAGCCCACGCUGUCCCUGCAGCCGCCCUGGACCACCAUCUUCAAGGGAGAGCGGGUGACGCUGCGCUGUGACGGGCACCACCCCCUGGCCCUGGAGCUCCGGCCGGUCAGCACCCUCUGGUACCUGGGCCACCUGCUGCUGCCUUCUCACGGGAGGACCGUGCAGGUGCAGGCCCCGGGGCCGUACCGCUGCCAGACCCGGGGGGCGCCGGUCAGCGACCCAGUCCACCUCUCUGUGUCCAGUGACUGGCUGAUUCUGCAAGUGCCCUACGCCGCGGUCUUCGAGGGCGAGCCGCUGGUCCUGCGCUGCCGCGGCUGGUACGACAAGGAGGUGUACAAGCUGCACUAUUACCGCGACGGCCAGGCCGUGCGCUACUUCCACUCCAGCGCCAACUACACGGUGCCGCAGGCGCGCGCCAGCGACAGCGGGCGCUACCAGUGCUCCGGCACCAUGCGCAUCCCCGUGGAGAGUGCGCCCAUGUUCUCUUCCAAGGUGGCCGUGACCGUGCAAGAGCUGUUCCCGGCGCCGGUGCUGAAGGCGGCGGGCCGCGCGGAGGCCGGUGGGGUGGUCGUGCGCUGUGAGACGCGCCUGCACCCGCGGAAGAGCGCGGUGCCGCUGCAGUUCGCCUUCUACAAGUACAGCCGCGUGGUGCGCCGCUUCGACUGGGGCGCGGAGUACAGGGUCCCCGAGUCCGAGGCCGAUGAGCUGGAGUCCCACUGGUGCGAGGCAGCCACGGCCUCCCGCAGCGUCCGGAAACGCAGCGCGUGGCUGCAACUGCCUGGGCGCGGGCCAUCUCGGGACACGUCCACCGCUGCUCCGGGCCCGCAGGCCGCACCCUUGGCGCCUGGGAACAAGCCUCUUUCCUUUCGAAAGCCCCUGGUGUCCACGUCAGUCCCGGCGGUCAUCUCCGUCCCUAACGCCACUUCAGCCGGGGGGCGGGACCCCGCGGGCGGAGGCCCCAGCGAAGCGCCUGCCGGAUGCGAGCCACCGAAGCCCCUGGGACAUUCUGCCGGGGCCCUGCAGUCCGACGUGGACGUGCUGCUUCGAGAAAUGCGGCUGCUCAAGGGCCUUCUGAGCCGGGUGGUCCGGGACAUGAGGGACCCUCGGGCCUUCCCCGAGCUCGGGGCGGCACUCCAAACACCCUCCGCUCACUGGGCGGGGACCCAGGGAGUCCCGGAGACUGGCACUGUGGGGAGCUGAGGGACAGCCCCUGCCCUCACCAGGCCCGUCUGUCCCCACCUCUCCUGCUUCCUGUCACCUGAGGCCUUGCAAAGCCAUCUGUUUGUGGCCUUUGUUUUCUGCGGUUUUUCAGAAGCGCAUAAAGUGUGGUGGCCACAGUGGGUCUGGCGUGUGUUUGAGCUGCAGGCCCCCCUCUGAUCACUUCCUUCUGCUCCGCAGGAAGGAAGCGGCGGCCCGUGUGCGCUGCGGGGCUUGUGUCUGGGAGUUAACGGGGCCCCUGAGCGUUUCCUGCAGCCCACCGCGGGCGCAAUUCAGGUCCGGGUAGUUCGCUGGCAUUGAGGUCACUGAGGAAGCUGAGUCCUUUGGGACGUGUCAGGGUCAAGGAGUAACCAUUGAUCAUUUUGUGCUAAUUCUGAAAAGACAGUCCGUUCUAUCUCUGAUGGACUUAUACCCUGAAAGUUCUGGGUUUGGUUUAGUUUCAGAGGCUGAAAGGUACCCGUGUGGGUCUCCAUAUGUGGGGGUGGUUAUAGGGGUCAGUGCUGCGUGACCAGGGGGGUGGACAUCCUAUCU
Messenger RNA from Artibeus jamaicensis (Jamaican fruit-eating bat), 3684 nucleotides. RefSeq names its product Fc receptor like B (gene FCRLB). The record is from RefSeq and is a predicted model, not a curated record. Bases 1807 to 3135 code for a protein of 442 amino acids. The transcript is spliced from 8 exons. NCBI's taxonomy places the organism in Eukaryota, Metazoa, Chordata, Mammalia, Chiroptera, Phyllostomidae. Gene Ontology annotation, biological process: negative regulation of immune response; cell surface receptor signaling pathway. Gene Ontology annotation, molecular function: transmembrane signaling receptor activity.